This is a messenger RNA of Pyricularia pennisetigena, 2868 nucleotides long. RefSeq lists its product as uncharacterized. The record is from RefSeq and is a predicted model, not a curated record. Gene Ontology annotation, cellular component: exocyst; cytoplasm. Bases 1 to 2868 code for a protein of 955 amino acids. Lineage: Eukaryota; Fungi; Ascomycota; Sordariomycetes; Magnaporthales; Pyriculariaceae. The transcript is spliced from 2 exons. Gene Ontology annotation, molecular function: protein binding. Gene Ontology annotation, biological process: exocytosis; Golgi to plasma membrane transport.
AUGUCACAAUUCCGCCGUGCCCCAGUGGGCAACACCAGCAUCCUGGGCGCGCUGCAGGCGACGUCGCUGUCGGAGACCAAGGCAUCACUGCCGGCCGAAAUCCUAGCUUCGAUCCUCGACUACCUCCCCGUGUCCGACCUGAUGCGGUUCGCGUGCGUGUCGCGCCGCAUGCAGGAGAUGGUGUACGACGACACGCGCUGGGUCGCCCGCCUCAAGAGCAUGGGCUGCUGGGACGAGGCCGAGGCCCGGCGGCGGUGGGAUGAGGCGGUGGCGCGGAAGCAGGCCGCCGGCGAGAGGGAGCGGCGCGCGCCUCAGGUCACAAUCUUUGAUGCCACGGCGGCGGGGUCAGGGGGUUAUGGGGGAGGGGGAGGGGGAGGGGCUGGCGGAGGCGGCCGUGGAGUCGCGGAUGUCAGUCGCGGGUUCGAGCGGAUGAGCGUGGGCGGCAUGCCGGCGCUCGUGCCGCAGCAGCCCGGUCAGGCGCAGCGGACCGCGGCGGACCUGGCGUCGCCAACACCAGGAGUGGGAGACGACAGCCCGAUGCUGCAGGACUCGAACGCAGUGCUGGAGGUGCUGAACAGGGUCAAGAGCGUGCGGGGCCGGGCGAGGCAGGAGUACGCGCGCAUCUACGGUGCUCUGGGCCCGUUCUACUACGACCUCGUGCGGGCGCGGAGCCACAACGACCCAGUGCUGUUCCGAGUGUUUCGAGAUCCGGAGCGCCAGGCGCGGAUGCUCUCGAACCUCCUCACGUUCUCGCGCAGCGACUGGGCCGAGGGGGCGCGCGAGAGGGAGGAGAAGGUCACGGGCAUGAUGGGCAUCUUUGAGACGGCGGUGCUGCGCGAGUUUGAGCAGGGGUACGAGCUAUGGGACGUCGACGGCCGGAUGAAGAGGUACGCGCACGUGCUAGAUGCGCUCAAUGGGGGUAAUGCGGCCGUCGAGCUUUUCAUCGCCAAGCACCCGCUCUUCACGGACCGCGACGUGCUCCCCGAUUCGGUUGAGUGCCUGACAAAGGUGGAAGGGGUGGAGAGCAUCUCCCUGGAGCCUUCGAGGCGGUUUUUUGAGCUGCUAGCCGGUAAGCUCAACGAGCAAGGGAUGUUGAUGGCCAAGAUAUUUCCCAAGCCCAACACGGUGUUUUGGACGUUUGUGGAUAAGAUCAAGGACGACGUCAUCAUGGAGUACUGCACGCCCUUGUUCGACGAGAGCCAUGAGAGGAGCCUGGCGUCGUAUCUACAGGCGGUCUCGGGCGUGUUUGAGCAGGCGUAUCUGUUCUACAGUUCGCUACAGGUCCCUAAUGGGACCAAGGAGGAGUCUGAAGAGAAGGCCAAGGAGAUGGCGUUGCGGACUUUCGAGCCGCACUUGGAUUUGUACCUGCAGGAAGAACUGGAUUUCUUCAUCAAAAACGCCGAGAACGAGGUGCAGGUCUUCGAGACCAGACUUUCGGAGCUGGAUGCCAGCGCUGAAUCCUUUUACAUGAGCAACUUCAACCGACAGGCGGACAAGAAGGAUUUUUUGAGCUCCUUCAAAAAGGUCGUAAUGAUGCCGGUGACCGUACUUCCCAGUCUACCAGGGCAACUCUUGACAGCACCGUUUGGGGGAGGUAGCAAAUCGUCAGCAGCCACUCCGUCGUCAAAUGGCGAUACUCUGCAGCCCACGUCAUUGUCACAGCCAGCUCGCUCACAAAGUCCGGGCAUGGCCGGUGCGUUUGAGCGAAGAGGCAGUCCGCUGCCUGAGCAGGGCGAGGCGCCAACCGACGAACUGGCGGCCAAGGCGGCCCUGAUGGCAUCUCGUCUCGAAGGCAUCAAGUCGCUAUUCAGCAUCGAAGUGGCGCUCAGCCUAGUGCACGCGGCAAAGACGAGCCUCGGACGCGCGGCCGUCUUCAUCCGGCUCGGCGGGCAGGUGGGUGGCGAGGCGCGCGAGCAGUGCGAGGCCAUCUUUGUCAACCUCCUCCGCAUCCUCGGCAACCGCCACAUCAAGCCGGGCUUCGACAAGGCGGUCGGCCACCUGGCGCACUACAACCCGCGCGACGUCACGGACCACGAGAAGGGCGGCGUGGCGCCUUUGGUCAUGUUCAUCGAGCUCGUCAACCUCGGCGACCUCAUCUCGCAGAUGAUUGACGUCUUUUACGAGCAGCAGCUCGCGGCGCCCAAGAUCGCCGACCGCAACGACUUUCUGGACGCCAGCGGCCUCGCCAAGAAGAAGUUUGAGCAGAUGCUGGACGAGAGCGUCGCCGCGGGCCUUAACAAGGGAAUCGACGUGCUCAUGGACGAGGUCGAGUACAUUUGCGCAACGACGCAGCUGCCGACCGACUACAACCCCAUUCCUGGCGGUGCGACAGCAGGUGGGGAGAAGAACGGGAGCGGCGGUAGCGGCGGCGGCGGCGGCGGCGGCAACACGGCGGGCGACCUCGACAUCGGCCCGACGGAGACGGCAAAGCGUGUGGUGGAGCUCGUGUCAUCGCACACGCGCAUGCUGGUCGGGACGACGGAAAAAUCGAUGCUGGACGUCUUCAACGGCGAGGUGGGGCUGCGGCUGUUCCAGGCCGUAUGCAAGCACCUCAAGCGGCAGCGCGUGUCCACCGACGGGGCCAUCAAGGUGAUAUCGGACAUGAACCUGUACUUUGAGUACAUACGCUCGCUUAAAAACGCAGACCUGCUCCCUUACUUCAGGGCGCUGCGCGAGCUCUCGCAGAUCUACCUCAUCGACCCGCGCCACUCCAAGGAGAUGGCCACCAUCAUCGCCGACGGGGAUCGAUUCGGUGGUGUCUUCCGCGCCGAGGAGGUCUACAAGUUCGCCGAGAGGCGGGCCGACUGGUAUCAGGUCAAGAGGGAUGUCGAGAAGGCCAUGUAUGGCCUCGAAUGUGCGCUCAUGUGA